Molecule: messenger RNA, 2796 nt
Organism: Lodderomyces oxycetoniae
Lineage: Eukaryota; Fungi; Ascomycota; Pichiomycetes; Serinales; Debaryomycetaceae
Exons: 1
Coding region: 1-2796 (931 amino acids)
Source: RefSeq, a predicted model, not a curated record
AUGUCCCGAGACUUUUCAAUCGACCCCUCUACAGAUGAGUUUAGAGGCUCUAUGGUUCCAGCAAAGAGCCAGAUUUCGUCGACGGUGGUUCAUAAUAAGAAUCCUAGAUCUAGAGCAUUGGUAAGUCAGCUACCAGAAUUACCAAGAUUGUCACAACUGUCAGUUGACGACCAUACCAAUAUUGAUCAAGAACAUUUUCUUGAGAAUGAGGACUAUAACCAGGAUAUAGGAAACACGUAUGUUGAGUUUGACUUGAGCAAUUAUAAUAGUAGUAGUGGAAAAAGAACUCAAGAUUUGUUAACUAUCAGGGAUAGAGAUUAUGCAUCUUGCAAGAGAGAAACAACCUUGUCGGAUAAGCCGCCUAAUCUGAAGGAAACAGCAGAACAAAAGGCCAAUGUAGAUAAAUCUGAUCCGAAUGCCAAUGCCAAUGCCAAUGCCAAUGCAAAUGCAAACGACGAGGAUGAUUUCUUCAAUAGCUAUUCUCAAGAGGGUACAUGGAAGGAAAUGACUACAAUAUCCGACUUGGACUACUACGAUGACAAGGGCAAACUAAAACUCAAUUCAAAGUCGGGUAAGGAGUUUGUUCAGGAUGGAAAUUUCCAUUUUGGGUACACUAAAAUAAACACUGAAGAGCAAGUCAAAAAAUAUUCUCUUCUAGAUAAGAAAACCGACUUUUUAUUUGAAACAAGAUCGGAAACUAUAAAGAGAAAGAGCGAGAAGGAUCCUGGUGUUUUAUUUGAUGCCGAAGAUGAUGAUUCAGACUACGACAACGACGACGAGGUGGACAGUAAUGAAACUUUGACCGACACAAAGAAGAUGUUGACGGACUCACAAAAGUUUGCAUACUUGGGAAUAGCUAAAUUGAUCACGGUGGAAAUGGCCACGAAACUUGCUCGUAUUCAAUUUGGCUCAAAUGGCCGAAUAGCAAAGCAGUUGAGUGGAGGUCAAAAAAAUUUUUCAAAUUGGACCUUGUAUGUUUUGUCGAAAUUGUACGAACAUUUGGAUAUUAAUGCACAGGAGAGAGAGAUGAUUGAAAAUUUGAGCAAACAUGGCGUUGAGAUAUCCGAUUUGUCAAGAAGUUUGAAAGAACUCGAAGUGAAAAAGUAUUUGAAGAAAAGCGUUUAUGUUGGAGACGGUUUCGAUUUAAGGUGGGUGAUCAUUUGUGACUUGUUUUUGCUUUUAAUAAGCGACGGUUACUACGAUGCUAGGUCUCGGUCUUUGUUGAUGCUCUUUGCAGACUCGCUUGAUAUUGCGAGAUUGGAAGUAUUACAAUUUGAGAGGAGGUUGAUUGAAUGUUUGGACAUGGAGACAAAGGAAAAAUCCAUAGAAAACAAGGAUGAAUCCCUAAAUGAUCGACUGUUUGUGCAACAACAGAUACGCAAGAAUAAAACCAAACGAUUAGCCAUGAUUGGGUUGGCGACUUUAGGUGGUGGUCUUGCAAUAGGUCUCUCGGCGGGACUUUUGGCGCCAGUAAUUGGAGCUGGAAUUGCAGCAGGGUUAACUACAGUAGGGAUAACUGGUGCAAGUGGGUUCCUAGCAGGAGUUGGUGGAAGUGUUUUGAUAACGACGGGGGGUGUAGCUAUUGGAGCUAAAGUUGGAAAUAAAGCAGGUGCAAGAAGAUUGGGUGAAGUACACACUUUUGAGUUUAAGCCAUUGCACAACAACAAGAGAACGAAUUUGAUUGUGACUGUUAGUGGCUGGAUGAAUGGUGCAAUGGAUGAUGUGCGACUUCCGUUUUCUACUGUGGAUCCGGUUAUGGGUGAUAUGUUUUCCUUACUAUGGGAGCCAGAGAUGUUGCAAUCUAUGGGUCAAACCAUUGGAAUACUAGCAAGUGAGGCUUUGAGUACGUCCAUCCAGCAAAUAUUAGGGGCAACCAUUCUAGGCGCUUUAAUGUCGGCCAUCCAGUUGCCAAUGGCACUUUCGAAACUUUCAUAUCUCUUGGAUAACCCAUGGAAUGUUUCUUUGGAUAGAGCAUGGAAAGCUGGAAAAAUUCUUGCAGAAACGAUUCUUUCUGGGAAUUUGGGAGUUCGACCAAUCACACUAGUCGGAUUCUCACUAGGUGCAAGGUUAAUAUAUUCCUGUUUGAUAGAAGUGGCAAAGAGAGGUGGUUACGGUUUAAUUGAAAAUGUCAUUUUGUUAGGAUCACCAAUAUCCAUUGACACUGACCAGCUUGCUCAAGCCAGGUCUGUUGUUAGCGGCAAAUUCAUAAACGGGUACUCAAAGAAGGACUGGAUAUUGGGAUAUCUUUUUCGAGCGACUGGAGGUGGUCUUCUGACCGUUGCCGGGUUGUCAGCACUAAAGAACGUAUAUGGAAUUGAUAAUAUUGAUUGCACUGAAUUUGUUGAAGGGCAUAUGUCCUAUAGAAAAUCCAUUCCUAAAAUAUUGAAAGCAAUGAAUUGGGAAAUACUAAGUGAGGACUUUGUGGAGAUUGAGGAGCCUGAUCCAGAACAGGGUGAACGACAAAGACAACUUCUUUCUGAAUUUGAUGAAGCGCGAGCAAAGAUGGAGGAUGGUACAGAGGACGAAACUCCACGAAAGGGAUGGAAACAAUGGCUUAGGCCGAAAAAGAAAGAUUGGUGGGAUAUUUAUCGCAGCCUGAAAGAAGACAAAGAUAACAAGAAUGAUACUGUGGAGGAAUACAACAUUGAUACAGCAGCAACAGCACCAUCGCCAUCAUCAUCAUCAUCAUCACUACCAAUGCCAGUUUUUGAUGUUGAUGCGUUGACAAAAGAAGUAAACGAGAUCACAGAGUUGACAAAAAGAAAACGGGAAAACUCUAGUGGACUAAAUGCAUAA